GGGAGCAUUUGUUAGCAGAGGGGGGCAGGAAGUGUGAAAACUUUUGUGAAAGGUUUUUGGUUGGCUAUAUAUAAUUCACAUUCAUUCACAAAGGAGGUCUUGUUUGCACAGUGUAUAUUAUUGACUGAUAUCUGUUGAUAGAAGUGUGUUUGCGAACAGUUUCUAGUCUCUCUGUCUGAACUUGGUGAGACCAUUUCUCUGUAUGUAUUACACUGAUUCUCAUGGAAAGUCUAUGGUGUGGAUGUAUCCGGUUAUCAGUCAGGUGAUCGAUGAAAUUUGGAGAAGUUUUCGAUUUCUUGCCUACAUCCAAAGAAUAAUGGCAUCGGGGAGUAGAAAGAGAAAGCGUGUUGAAUUUGCCUUGGAUAUAUCACCUGUUGGUAUAAGCUUGACCAGUGAGAACUGUUGUAGCCAGGAUGACCAGUCAUAUCACACACAACUGGGUUUUGUCCUGGUCAAUCCAGAGGACACAGUUGUCAGUGACCUGAGAGGGGUCAUCGGCCAACAACUUGAGACUGUGCCAGUCAAUUACAGGUUUCUCACAAAACAAGGCUGGUCUGUCAGACAGAAGCAGGAGCCUCAGAUCAAAGCAUCUCAUCUCGUCACAGAGGAAGGGCUUAUCAGAAUACAACGGGAUUAUGGAGAACCACGUGUCGGUGUGAUCUGUGAAACAGGGCCGGCUCUUGGCUUUGUCUUCAUGUCGUCUCUACAACUCACUAUUAACAAGCUACGUCAAGCCAUUCUUGCCCAAUCUAAAGAUGUAUCCAUUGUGUUGCCGGGUCCUUCCAGCUCACAGCCGAGCCAAGAUUCAAACAAGUUUGACCCCACCCAAUCAGAAUCUUCCCCCUGCUCUUUGGGUAGCAUGCGGGAGUUGAUGCACAACGACUUCCUCUUCCUUGACUGCAACGGCUGGCCGGUCAACAGGCAGCAGGAAUCCACCUUGACCAUCCUCGACAUCAUGGUCCAGUCCUCAGUCAAGGUCAGAGUUCAAAGUUCAUUACUAGAGUUGACCGGUCAGUCUGCCCUUGAGGAGUCCCAGAGCAGCUUUGCGUCGACCAUGGCCGAGUUCGGCAUGAUGACCCCGCCUUCGAAAAUGCAGAAAGUGAGCAAAUCACCAAACAACCUCUCCCUUGAUACAUCCCUAAACUACUCCCCUCACAAGAUGCAGCCAAGGAGUCCCCUCACUACCAACCCAGACUCACCCUUCACCAGCAAGGCACCAGCCAGUGCCAAACAGAUCCUCAUCAGCUACGUCAGGGCGGAGGCAACGCAGUAUGCGCUGGAUCUGAAGAUAGAGCUAGAGGCGCUCAAGUUCAGUGUGUACUUGGAUGUACAUGAAAUAUUUUGUGGAACUGACUGGCAGGAUAGUCUAAACUUUGCAGUGAGUAACUGUGCAGUCUUUGUUCCCCUGGUCACACCAAGGUAUGGGGAGACACAAUGGACCAAUCGAGAGGUGAAACUUGCCGAUGUACUUCAGAAGUACAUACUACCCGUGAGCUUCUUGGAUACCUGGCCUCCAAGGUGCCUAGCCAUUCAGUUUGCCACGACACAGUUCAUCAACUGGAAGAAGCCUAAACCAGGCCAGCCAGCCACCCCACACUCGCCAUCCAAAGAGACAAGCAUGGACAGUCCAUUGAAGAAAUGCUAUGAAUGGGAAAAGAAAGAUGUUCAUUGCGUUGCCGUGGAUAUCGGUAAACGAUGCCAAUCUAGAAGGAUAAACAACCUCACUAAUGGGCUGCCCGCUCUGACGAGAGGGAAGACAGUGAGUGUUGGAGACAUCUUGAAUGAAGGGAGAGAGGAUGGAGACAGACUUCUUGUUAUCAGCACACAUCCAAAACAGGAAGAAUUUGGUGCCGAGUUGAAGAAGUUGUUCGAGAGUAAGGGAUAUGAUGUCUGGGUGACGACAGAGCUCUCCAGGUUGAGUGGCACAGACACAGAAUCAGAUGGCACACUUAUCCUAGACAGCAAUGAAGAGGCGAUGGAUGGUGUGUUUGCAAGCAACCCGGCAACACUCUUCCAAGAGAAAGUAGACGAGGCUUCUAUCGUUCUCUUUGUCCUCUCGAAGGCCUUUGCUGAAUCAGUAACUUGCAAGGGACAGGUUUUCUAUUGCGAGCAGAGGAAGAGAGUGGUCUCUCUAGCGUACGAAGACUUUGAGAUGCCUGGCUGGAUGUCAAUGCUCAUCGGUACAAGUACAUUCGAGAAUGUAAGUCGGACCGAUUACAAGGACCACCUGCUAGCAAGGAUAGACCGGGCGUGUGACCCGUCCACCCUCGAAGAUGAUGAAGACACUGCCAUUGAAAAGCAGGUCUCGCGUGCAGUUAGUUUUGUAUGCAAGAGCCUGCCUGAUACAGGAUGUGUAUAUAUUGCUGGGGGUACUAAGUACUACUACGACAAGAGUGCAGAAAUAUGCAAAGCGAUCGGAGCAGCCCUGGCCAAGCUGCCAACCGUCACCCUGAUCACUGGAGGAUUCUAUGGGGUGGGUCACGAUGUAUCUAAGAGCUUCUAUGAUGAGAGGAGAAAGCUGAAGAUGGAACCGAGGGUGUGGCACAUCCUACCUACCAAAGAUGAAAGGGAUUGCAGUGCCCAAGCCGACCAGAGACAAGACAAGUCUUUCAAGAAGCCACCAUUUGGUCAGACUCUUUACUGCGGUGAGAGCGUCAGACAGAGAGAGUCUAUUGUCUCCAAGGUCUUUGAUGUCUGUAUCAUUGUAGAAGGUGGCCCUGGUGCUGCCCAUGAAGCGGAAGAGUUCACAUGGAGUGACCAUACAGUAAUACCAAUCAAGUGUACAGGAGGAGCAGCGGGCGGCAAAUUCAAGGUGCCUCAUAAGAUUUUUGAGCUUCCACCAGGCGUCAAUAGAGAUGACUGGCAGUUGCUAAGCAACAAGUCUGUGUCGGCAGUAGAGAUAGGUGCAGCCGUGGCUCGCAUCGUGAGGGCACUGCAAGAGGGAGUCGUAUCACAGAUCACGUGUCAGAAGUCGUUUCGUCAGCGACCUUCUCUUUUGAGGGGUAAGAGUCUCCCAUACAUGGAGAGAACAUGAAGUAUUUGGAGCAAGGUUUACCACGCUUGAUAUGGUGCUUUAAGUUUUGGUACUUCUGUUAUGAUGAAUGCAUCAAUGAUCUUAUGGACAUAGUGAGGAAAAAAAAACAGCAGUUGCUAAGGGCGAUUAUCCCACGAAACUCUUGAUACAUUUGCAGUAAAUAAAAAAGAGUUGCUGUCGAAUAAUAUUUCCGUUCAAUGGUUCAUGGUGCAUUGAAAUAUCUAAACACAAUAGGUGGACUUAUAAGCAGCCCUCGCAAAAGAAAUUAUGAUUUUUACAUAGGACUAACGAGUGAAGGUUCAUUUAGACAGUAGAUAUGAUUUGUACUAUUUUUUUGUAAAUGAUUCCUAUGUGAAUAAGGUGAUGUAGUGUCGCCUGUGACAUUUGUAUGGACAAUAUAUCUAUGUGACUAGUCCUAUUUGUAUGGCAAACAAAUCCUAGAGUAUUUAGUAGAUAUUCCUAUGCGAAUCAUGUAUCUAGUGUCAUGCUGUAGUGGGGAAAAGUUAUUAAAGGACAAGUCCACCCCAACAAAAAGUUGAUUUGAAUAAAAAGAGAAAAAUCCAACAAGCAUAACACUGAAAAUUUCAUCAAAAUCGGAUGUAAAAUAAGAAAGUUAUGACAUUUUAAAGUUUCGCUUAACUUCACAAAACAGUUAUAUGCACAUCCUGGCUGGUAUGCAAAUGAGGAGACUAUGACGUCAUCCACUCACUAUUUCUUUUGUAUUUUAUCAUAUGAAAUAUUCUAAUCUCCUCAUCGUCAUGUGAUACAAAGAUUAAUUCCUCCCUGAACAUGUGGAAUUAGCAUUGUUUAAUACUAUAUGGUUCAGUCAAAUUGGUCCUUAAUUCUCGCUACCCCAAAUAGCGAUUUCGCCGAGAUCCGGGAAAAAUCCCUGUAACGCGCAUUGCAUUAUGGGAUAGCUUUUCGGUAUUACAACUUCCUGUUCGGAAGUCCAAUGCACUGUUUUGCCAUUCAGAUCAACGGUGCCGUCAUCCACAACAACACAACGUCGCUUUCGCUCGGAAAGUUCGUGAUCAAACCCUUUCUUUCACGAUACAGUCAGCCUUUUCUGCUAAAGUCACUAAUUCUGCCCGACGCUUUCCAUAUCCCUCUGUCAGUUAAGAUUUUUAAAGUUCCGAAACUGAUUUUUUAUCCAUUUUGUGGUCGACGAAAAAUUGAACGGAGUGAAUGCUGUAGUGUAUAUAUUUAGCGUCUAGUCGAAUACGAUCGUGAUGUCAGGCCGGUCACUAAAUGCAAAAUUUUAAGAUAUUCAUUUUUUGUUUUAUUUUUUAUAACCAAAUAAAAACAUGAAUAAAAAUUAUUUUCAUGUGAAAUAUAUUUUCUAUUUUAAUUUAUAAUUCAAAUGGAAUCAAAACUGACCAAAUUAAAUAAAAAGUAUGAUAAUCUGUACAUAUUACGCUGAUUGGCAUCGAUUUCAGCGUGGUGGAAAACUCAGUAUCGCGAACAUGCAUGACUCUGAACCGGAAGUGGUGAUGACGACCCGACGGAGUGAAAAUUAUCUCGUCUCGCGCAUUAUGAGAUUUUUGUUCCUAUUUGGGGUAGCGAGAAUUGUCAAAUCUAU
This is a messenger RNA of Lytechinus pictus (painted urchin), 4613 nucleotides long. RefSeq lists its product as uncharacterized. The record is from RefSeq and is a predicted model, not a curated record. Bases 203 to 3034 code for a protein of 943 amino acids. The transcript is spliced from 20 exons. Gene Ontology annotation, biological process: signal transduction. NCBI's taxonomy places the organism in Eukaryota, Metazoa, Echinodermata, Echinoidea, Temnopleuroida, Toxopneustidae.